Tetranychus urticae (two-spotted spider mite) is the source of this 3390-nucleotide messenger RNA. RefSeq names its product vacuolar protein sorting 39 (gene Vps39). Gene Ontology annotation, cellular component: membrane; cytoplasm. Gene Ontology annotation, biological process: vesicle-mediated transport; intracellular protein transport; endosomal vesicle fusion. NCBI's taxonomy places the organism in Eukaryota, Metazoa, Arthropoda, Arachnida, Trombidiformes, Tetranychidae. The record is from RefSeq and is a predicted model, not a curated record.
UUUUUCUGCCAAUGAAAGGGAAAAUUGUUUUGAUUGAAAAAACUACUUUCCUUUUUUGUUUUUAAUCAAUGUGUUUAAUUAUUGAAUUAUCUGAACGUUUUUCUGUUAAUUUUUUUACCUAUUUGUUUAAUCUGGUCAAUUAUUAUGUUGGAAAUCUAUCGAGUAGCUCCUAUUCUUAAAAAUUAUCCUUUGGACAUUGAAUGUAUGCAUGCUUAUGGAGAUCAUCUACUUGUUGGAACCAAACAGGGUAACCUUUUAUUGUUUAAACUGGUCCUUAAACCAACCAAAGAGCUCAAGUUUGAUGUGCAACUAUUGCGAUCCAACAAGGCCUUUACAAAAAAACCGAUCAUCCAAGUUGCUGGUGUUCCCGAAUUUCAUUUGAUUAUCAGCCUUUAUGACAAUCUCAUCAAUGUUCAUGAUCUAGAUAAAGUCGUUUCACCAUUAAUAUCAUGCUUGCAAAAGACCAAAGGAGCCACCCUCUUUGUUAUAAAUGUACAAAAACUUCAAACAUUAACUGGAGACAUUCAAUACACAUUAAGAUUGUGCGUUGUCGUCAAAAGAAAACUCAUGUUUUUCUAUUGGAAAAACGACAAAUUUUUAGAGCUAGCUCCAGAUAUAAACGUUCCUGAUACACCCAAAGUAAUUGCUUGGUGCUCUGAAUCACUUUGUGUUGGUUUUCGCAAUGAAUACUGUAUGAUAUCAGUUUCAGGAAAUAAAACAGAACUUUUUCCUCUCGGAAAAUACCCGGAACCAAUUGUGACAUCUCUAGAGGGUGAUCGAUUUGCUGUUGGAAUUGAUGAGAAAACAUUCUUUCUGGAUCAAGUUGCUAAACCUAUCCUCAAAUGUCCAGUAACCUGGUCUGAUUGUCCCAUUGCAAUGGUUGAAGAUUCACCCUAUUUAAUUGCUCUUUUACCAAACAACAUGAUGGAAAUACGCACAGCUGAUCCUCGACUAUUGAUUCAAAAAAUUGAUGAACUUGCCAGUACCACAACUGGAAAGCUAAAGCACCUUUUUAAAUGUGGAGACAAGAAAGGAUUCUUGUUUGUCUGCUCAAAUAAAGAUUUAUAUUGUCUAGUUGCUCGUCCAAUUGACCAGCAAACUUCUCAAUUGAUUCAAAGUAAAGAGUUUGACUUGGCUAAACAAUUGGUGUACAUGUCCCCAGAUUUUGAUUCUGAUGCAUCAGAAUCAGUGAAACGCAAAGAGAUGAUAAUUUCUCAAAUUGAAAAUCUCCAAGCUUUUGAUUAUUUUUGUAAAAAGGAAUUCGUUAAAGCUAUGGAUCUAUUUCUCAAAUUGGAAACUCAUCCAUCCCUUGUAAUUGGUUUCUUCCCUGGUUUUCUCCCGGAGGAUUUUCGUAAUGAGCUCGAGUAUCCACAUGAGCCUCCUGUUUUCAAAGGAGCUGACUUUGAAGCAGGCAUAUUUGCCUUGAUUGAUUAUCUUCUCGAGUUCAAGAAAAAACUUCAAAAGCUCAACGAAGACACUGAAAAUUCUCCACCAGGCUAUAACACCAACAAACCCAUAAAUCAUCCAAUCUCUUCAAAUAUCUCUGAAUCAUCAACAAAUUCGUCACCAUCUUUCAAGCAAUAUCUCAAAUCUCGUGACAAAUUAUUGGAAAUUGUGGACACAACUUUACUUAAGUGUUACUUACAAACUAAUGAUGCUCUAGUCUCUUCAUUGGUUCGCCUACCAGACAACCAUUGUCAUCUACAAGAAAGUGAAACAUGGUUGAAAAAAUACCACAAAUAUGGUGAUUUGAUUAUUUUUUAUCAAACUCGUGGACUCCACCGUAAAGCCUUAGAUUUACUUUUUGCUCAAGCCAAACAGCCAAACUCAUCAUUGCCUGGCCAUGAAAGAACAAUUCAAUAUCUUCAACAUUUGGGAGAGACAAGUUUAAAUUUAAUCUUUGAAUAUUCUGAAUGGGUACUUAAAGAUCAUCCCACUGAUGGAUUACGUAUAUUUACUGAAGAUACUGCUGAAACAGAGGCUCUUCCCCGUGAAGCUGUUCUUGAAUAUUUACAAAAAAUUUGUCCUGAUCUUAUUAUCCCAUAUCUUGAGCAUAUCAUUUCAAUUUGGAAAGAUAAAACUGCAAUGUUUCACAACAUUUUAGCCAAUAAAUACCGUGAAAAAGUGAAAGCUUUAAGAGAGGAAUACUUGGUAUCUUUACCUGAAGGGCAACUUCCCUUACCUGCCGGACAAGAACCCGGAGAUCUUGGAGAUACUAGGAGAAAAUUGUUAACCUUUUUGGAAACAUCAAACAAUUAUUCCACUGAAACCUUGUCCAUUUUUUUGCUUAACGAUGAACUUUGGGAAGAAAGAGCAAUAGUUUCGGGUAAAAUGGGUAAUCAUAAAGACGCUUUGGCAAUUUACGCUCAAUACCUUCAUGACUACGAAAAGGCUGAACAAUAUUGCAUUAAAACUUACAACAAAGACAAUCCCAAUAAUAAAGAUGUUUUCCUGAUUCUAUUGAAGUUAUAUGUUACUCAACCGUCCGAAGCAAAUUCAAUUAACUCAGCCGUUGCAUGGCACUAUGAAAUGACGGCUGACAUUUAUCAACAAAAUUUGAAUGAAGCCUUGCGCCUAUUGAAAGCUCACGCAAUCAAAAUUGAUCCAAUUCGUGCUUUAGACAUUUUACCUUCAAUCAUUUAUAUCUCAUCGAUCCGAACCUUCCUGGAAACUGCUACUAUAAACCUAAUCAAAGAACGUCAUGAUGGCCUUAUGUAUCGAAAUUUACUGUUAACUCAACACUUGGCCGUCCAACAAGCUCGUCUCAAGCUUCACCAAGAGUACAAAAUUAUAGUCGAAGAUUCAGAUCGUUGUAAAGAGUGUCAAAAACGCAUUGGAACCAGUGCCUUCCUACGUUAUCCUAAUGGUGAUCUUGUACAUUACUCGUGUAAAGAUCGACGAGUAAUUUGGUAAUACCAACAACACCAAGCUUAAGCGACAAACCGCAAGAUGGCGUUGUUUGUUGCCACCUUUCCCGCCUGGCUUCAUAGUCACUCCUUGCUUCAGUCAAACUUGAUUUGAGUGUUUUAAGAAAUGAAAACUUCAGUAUCUGUUUUUAUCGGUGAGAUGAGCUCUAUUUAAAGAUGACGAUCCUUCUUAACCAUUAGGGAUCAGCAAGACACCACAAGUGUUAGUCUUAAUUAAUAUUUAACCAUUGUUUGCAUUCAAAACUGACAAAAUUGUCUAACAGUGUCUCAUUCAACUUUUGCAUUUUUACACAGUGUGUUCAACGUCAACCUGUUAACUCGCUCUAUUUAUACACUGGAUUAUGUAAUAAACCUUAUGUCAUACAUUUCAAAAUCAUUUCAAUUCAUUGGAUCAGCAGUUGAUAAAAUCAUUGUUUCAUCACUUCAAUCAUUUCCCGUCAUCUGCCAUCUGUAAUCUUUCAAG